Molecule: messenger RNA, 1284 nt
Organism: Metarhizium brunneum ARSEF 3297
Lineage: Eukaryota; Fungi; Ascomycota; Sordariomycetes; Hypocreales; Clavicipitaceae
Product: L-pipecolate oxidase
Molecular function (GO): proline dehydrogenase activity; L-pipecolate oxidase activity; sarcosine oxidase activity
Source: RefSeq, a predicted model, not a curated record
AUGCCCCCACCAACCGUCCCAGACAAUCCAUUCAUCAUCGUCGGCGCCGGAAUCUUUGGCCUCAGUCUUGCCUACGAACUCGCCGCCAACAGAAAGUACGCCAACGUCGUCGUCCUCGACCGCUACGCACCGCCAGUUCCCGACGGCAGCAGCGUCGACGUGUCCCGCAUCAUUCGCGCCGAUUACGCCGACUCCUUCUACGGAUCUCUAGCCGUGGACGCCAUGAAAGAAUGGCGAAACAACCCCGACUGGUCGUCGCACUUUUACCAUUCCGGGUUUCUAAUGCUGUCUUCCUGCCGCUCCCACCCGUACAUCAGCCAGUGCCGCUCCCAGCCAGUCGAGGUAUUCGAAGCCAGCGAAGCAGAAGCCAAGGUCGGGACUUUAUACCCCGGCGUCCAGGCGCAGUUAAACGGCAUGACGGUCGUUCACAACGUCCUGGGCGGAUGGGCCGAUGCGCGCGCGGCCGUGCAGGGCCUCGCCGAGCGGUGCAGCCAGGCGGGCGUUUCGUUCCUCACCGGAGCCGCAGGAACAGUGGCAUCACUCAUCAAAAACGGCUCGAGGGUGGUGGGCGUAGAGACCGUCACGGGCAACAGGCUGCUUGCUGAUACCGUGGUUCUCGCCACGGGCGCCUGGACGAACCUCGUCGUGCCCGACUUCAACCUCAGCCUGCUCGCCACCGGACAGCCGGUAGGAUUCAUCCAACUGACGCCCGAAGAGGCCGCCCGGCUCGGCAGCAUGCCCGUCAUGAUCAAUUUUGACACGGGCGUCUUCUGCUUCCCGCCCACGCCGGGCAGCCACAUGCUGAAACUUGCCCGGCACGGUUUCGGCUUCGCGACCCGUGUGCAGACGGCCGAGAAUAACGUCGUGUCGUCUCCCAACCUGGGGGGAGACAAUUCCGUCUCGGGCUACUUGCCGGAGGAUGCUGAGACGGCUCUCCGGGACGGUGUCAAGCUCUUCUUUCCGGAAUUUGCGCACCGGGCCUGGGCGAAACUUCGCAUGUGCUGGUACACGGAUACGCCGAGGGGGGACUUUGUUGUCGACUACCACCCUAGCAUCGAGGGCUUGUUCUUGGCGACGGGCGGUUCGGGGCACGCGUUUAAAUUUGCCCCGGUCCUCGGAAAGCACAUUGCCGACUGCCUGCAGGACAAGGCGCCUCUGGCAUUGCGCAAUAAAUGGAGGGCGAGGCUGCCAGACCGGAAUCUCACUGAAUAUCUUGAGGGUGAUGGAAGUCGAGGCGGACCUCCGAUGAGAGUAGUGACGCAGCAGGAGCAGGCAAGGCUAUAG